CUUGCUGAGAAAAGGAGAAAAGCUCAAACUGCCUCUUCUCUAAUUCUGAGAAAUGCAGAUGAGAAGAAAAAAUGUCCUGAAUUUACAGAUCUUAAUAUAGGCAAUGCCCUGUCUGGAACAGAACUCCAAGUCCAGCUACUGCUAUACACCAGGGAAAAUCUGGAUUGUUCUGAGAGACUGGUUGAACACAAUGUUACUGCAUCUGAGUACCUUAAUACCUCCAAGAAAAUGGUUUUUGUUAUUCAUGGCUUCAGACCAACAGGAUCUCCACCAGCAUGGCUAGGUGACAUGAAACGGCUUUUGCUGUCUUCAGGGGAUAUUAAUCUCAUUAUAGUUGAUUGGAAUCGUGGUGCUACAACAGUGAAUUAUAAAACUGCUGUUGAAAACUGCAGAAGAGUUGCAGAAAUACUGAAGAACUAUCUUGACCAGAUGCUGGUAGAUGGAGCUUCUCUUGACAGCAUGUAUAUGAUUGGUGUUAGUCUCGGGGCUCAUAUAGCUGGUUUUGUUGGCCAAAAGUAUAAUGGCAAACUUGGCAGAAUUACAGGUCUUGAUCCAGCAGGCCCUUCGUUCAGUCGAGAACCACCAGAGAGCAGACUGGAUCAAACUGAUGCCCAGUUUGUUGAUGUAAUCCAUUCAGAUACUAAUGCAUUUGGUUUCAAGAAACCUUUAGGAACCAUUGAUUUCUAUGCAAAUGGAGGAACAGAUCAGCCUGGCUGUCCAUGGACACCAUUUGGUGGAAUUGAAUAUUUUAAGUGUGACCACCAGAGAGCUGUCUUCCUCUUCUUAUCAUCUUUAAAAAGAAGGUGUGACAUAAUAACAUAUCCUUGUGACUCUUACUUGGAUUACAAGAGAGGAAAGUGUGUUGAUUGUGAAGCUUUCCAGCCAAUGUCCUGUCCAGUACUGGGUUAUUAUGCUGAUAGAUGGAAAAAAAUAUUAAAGACUUCACCAACAAAAGCUUAUUUUGAUACCACGGACAAAGACCCAUUCUGCAUGUAUAAUUACUUACUGGAUAUUACCACCUGGAAUAAAAGCAUUAGGAGAGGUUUCAUUAAUAUUAAAAUAACAGAUUAUGAUGGAAACACAGUAGAAUCAGUGAUGAAUAGUGAAGCUUCAACGUUUCAGCAGUACAAGAGAGUCAAAAUUCUAAGUGGAUUUUACCAUGACCUUGAAAAAAUAGCAAAAAUAUCUUUGACUUUUUCUACAAAAACUUUAAUAGGCCCAAAACACAAGCUUAGAGUUCUCCAGAUGAGGCUGAAAUCUCUUAAUAAUCCAGAAAGGCUGCAGCUGUGUAGAUACGACUUUGUACUGAUGGAGAACAUUGAACUGACCUUCAGACCUAUCCCUUGCCCAGAGAGGAGUGCAGGAAGAGACAGCUUCUACUAACUUAAUUUCUCUUACGGCAGUGACAUUUUGAUUCUUCCUCAGGAUAAAGAUUGCAUUGAGACAGGAAAUGAGAUAAGCUAGAUUUAUUUUCAAGAGUCUACCUGGUAAUAUGCUUUACUGUCUUUUGAGUGCCUGAGGGUGAAAUUAAUUGAAAAGUUCAGAUAUUUAUGUAUUUGGGAAAUUUUAAUAAAGUAAAUGUAUCAUGGUGGAGAACAUGCAGUAGUCCAUCCAUUAUUAUUUGCUAGCAAUGGAGCAACUGCUGAAUUAAAUAUGAAUAAUCCUGGCACAUUAUUUGUCAAGUCAUACAUAUAUUUAAUUAUUUAGUAUUUGUAAUGGCUUUUACAUGGAUACGUAAUUAUCUGUCUACUAAGUGAAUUUAAUAUACUGUACAUGUGAUCUAUAGAUCUAAUACACAGCAGUUUUGCUGUGCUGUGUUCAUUGCAUAAAUGAAUUCACAUUUUCUCAUUUUAUAAUGUCUCAGUCUGAGAACUGGAACAAGAUUUGUGAGCAGAUAUGAAAAUUUACUAUUUAAAUCAAUCACCUUCAUUCUCAUUGUAUGUGGAUAUUACUGCAACCAUUCAGAUUCUUUUUUGUAUUAAAACUAUGAACAGGACACUGAAGUUUCAGAUGAAGGCACUCUGGAGUCUGUUUUGAAGAGAACAAUAAAUUAAA
This is a messenger RNA of Pogoniulus pusillus (Red-fronted tinkerbird), 2055 nucleotides long. RefSeq names its product lipase I (gene LIPI). The transcript is spliced from 10 exons. NCBI's taxonomy places the organism in Eukaryota, Metazoa, Chordata, Aves, Piciformes, Lybiidae. Gene Ontology annotation, molecular function: carboxylic ester hydrolase activity; glycerophospholipase activity. Gene Ontology annotation, biological process: lipid catabolic process. The record is from RefSeq and is a predicted model, not a curated record. The annotation marks the transcript as partial.